Messenger RNA from Odontomachus brunneus, 8716 nucleotides. RefSeq lists its product as uncharacterized. Gene Ontology annotation, biological process: regulation of transcription by RNA polymerase II; regulation of mRNA processing. The record is from RefSeq and is a predicted model, not a curated record. Gene Ontology annotation, molecular function: sequence-specific DNA binding. NCBI's taxonomy places the organism in Eukaryota, Metazoa, Arthropoda, Insecta, Hymenoptera, Formicidae. The transcript is spliced from 3 exons. Gene Ontology annotation, cellular component: nucleus. The coding region runs from base 1847 to 6529 and encodes 1560 amino acids.
CGGUAGCGGCGGCAGUCUCGGUCGGCGCGUCACGGACGACACGCACGUUGACGGACGUCGCUCGCGAGAGGAGUCGUGCGGUCAAAGCGAGCGAGUUCGCUCCGUUUCAUUGAUCCUCCUGUUGUUAGUCUCGCUCACGACUCUCCUCCCGCUGCUGCCACCACGACUCUCGAGGCGAGCUACACGACGAGAAAGUCAACGACGGCGACGAGGAGGUCGACGACGAUGGGAAAGCGAGCGCGGCCACGGCCGCGCGCGGUCGUCCGACCGAGGAUGAACUCGCGACGUUACUACCGAUCGGACUGAUCCAGUGGCAAGAGAGCCUCUCGGGGUGGUCGCGACGUCCAGUGCAACGGGAGUCGCGGGCCGACCGACCGCCCGCCGAGUCGCGUCGCCGUGCGUCGGCGGUCUCUCGCAUUCGUCACGCGAAAUCGAUAAACGGGGACGUCGCGAGAGAGUCGAGCGCUUACGCGCGCACGUUAUAAUUCGUUCUUGUGAAAGGUGCGAAACGGGGACUCGGUGAGAGGGGAACUCUCGGGGAUAAUUGCGAGCCGAGUGACAGCGACCGUGGACUCGGCUCUCGUUGGAAUCCGCCGCGCGACGUGGUCUCGCUUCACCGCCGCCGACGCCGUCGCCGCCGUCGCCGCCGUGGAAAUCGUCCUCCGUGAAGCGACAUCGGCGCCGCGUCGUGCUUGAAGCGCGCGUUUCCUCUACAUUUUCGUACAUUCAUUACUUUCAUAUAUUCGCAAACACAGCGACUGCGACUUCGCCAUCCCGGCGCGCGAUCAUCGCGAUCGUCCUCAAUGGAACAUCGUGGCCGAACGGCGACGUCUCGUAGUAACCUUGAGUCGACAUCGUCAAGGUAAUCAGUUUCUACGAGAGCCGUGGUCUUCCCUCUGGUUCUUCGUCUCCCUUAUCGACUCAUCGAAGUCGCGCGCGCGGAAGAGAGAGGGAGAGAGAGAGAGAGAGAAAGAGAGGGAGAGAGAGAGAGAGAGAGCAGUCGUCGUCGCCAGAACAUCGCCAUCGGCGAGACGCGUGAUUAUCCGCGAAAUGAAGAAAAGCUUGAGCAUGCCUCGAUCGAUACGCGCACGGUCUUCGCCGGAUUAACUUCCUCGCGCACGCAACGCGUGCCAAGUGACACGUCGUUCGCCAAGGGAACACGUGCACUGACGACGACGACGACGACGACGACGACGGCGGCGGCGGCACCGUAUCGAAGAUUGUUCGCCGCGGUGAAGGGGAGAAGGUCGUCGAAGCAUGUGACUUCCGCGUUGCUCAUCGAUCACCCUCCACCGGCAGAGGGAUGUUGCGGCUGUUCGACGGCAGGAUCACUUAACUUCGCCACCCGCAUUCGCGUGUCCCUGGUCACGCGCGAUACGCGACGCGAAUGUGCGUGGAUAUGCGCGCGUGCGAAACGUCGAUGGCCGCGCGACCACGGGGUUGUCGGAUAAUGAACGAUAACCGCGGCGGCAGAUAGACAGGUGGAUAUCGCGAGAAAGUGUACGCCGCCGCCGCCGCCGCCGCCGUGGGAACGCGAGCGAGAGGGACAGGUAGGAAGCCGUAGGCACAGGUGGUGGCAAGGACGGACGAUCAGGAGCAAGAGAGACACAGCUUGACGCAGGAAGAGACGGGGAGGGAGACAGAAUAGCGCUUUAUUGCUGUCCCAGCGCGAACCCUGUAAGAACCAUAGGAAAGUGUCCGUUGAAAGGACGUCUGACAUGUCGGUGCGGUUAAUAACAGGAAGAGAGAGAAAGUAAAUAGUAGUAGAGGGAGAGAGAGGGGCGAAAUAAAAAGAAGAGAGCAUUGAGGAGGGAGAGAGAAAGAGGAACGGAAAGAAGCCUCAAUCAUGAAGGAACACGGAAACAAGCAUCCGGCGGAACCGGCGACGAAGACGCUCAAAUCGUUGCUGAAGAAGCCGGGUCAGACGAAGGCAAAGUCGCAGAAACAUCGCGUGGUGAUCAACGAGAAGUUGAACGAGUUCUUCGCGGCGGACUACAUAAUACUGAUCAAGGAGGAGUGCUGCGCCGACUAUGAAGAGGACUGCGACUGCUGCUACCAGGAGCACGAGUUCAUGCGGUUGGGCAAUUGCAAGGAAUGCCGGGCGGAAUUGAAUCUGCACUUCGGCAUCGGCACCGGCAACGGCAGAUACGGCGAGCUGGCAAGGGGAGUAGAACAGGCGGUCUGCGAGAACGCCUCGCGAGAUCAUCGCGGUGGUGGUCGGGCAAAGAAUCAGCAGGGUCGCGAGGAGUCGCGCUCCGAGGAAGACGAGGAGGAAGAGGAGGACGAGGAGGAGGCUGAGGACGGGGAGGAAGAGGAGGAGGAAGAAGAGGAGCGGGAGGAUGAGGAGGAAAACGAGGAGAAGAACAGCGAUGGAAAGGUAGAGAGGGUGGCGGCGGUGGCGACGGCGGCGACGACGGCGGCGACGACGACGUCGGUGGAAGGGAAGGACGCGAACGAGCGAGGGAACGUGGACGCGGAGGACGUGGCGAAAGGACGCCGGCCGAAGGAGACGGAUUCCCAGGAGGAGAACGGAACCGUGGUUCCGCCACCACCGCCGCCGCCGCCGCGGCAUGAGCAACAGCAGCAGGAAACGCUCAGCCCGCCGGAGGGUUACAAAGACGUGUGUUCGAACGACGAGGUCCCGAACGAGACGGAGCAACGUCGUGCGUCAGCCGCGUGCACUGAGUGCAAUUACUACCAGCAACAGGCUACGGAGUGCGAAUCUCAAGCGCAGGAUCAUGGAAAUGAGCAGAACGCGCAGGAUAGCAAGGAUACGGUGCAAGACGGUUGCCAAAGAAACUUACAAGAAAGAUUGGAUAAGCAGCACCGGGCGUCUCUUCCUGAUUCGCACCAUCGUUAUCUCGUGGAGACAAUAACGAUGACAACCGUGACGGAGCGGCGUAUCGUGCGGGAAAUUAGCGAGGAGGAGCGGAAGGAUUGCUUCGGGCGAUCCGAUAUGGAUAAAGAGAAGAAUACCUGCGACGUGCCGAAGGAUAACGGUUUUAAUCCGGCGCUUUGUCCGGCGACGAGCGGCCCGGUCGUUCACGAGAAUGUGGCGCAGUUCAGCGCCGUGCGACCUAACGAGCCGGGCGUCACAGAGAAUCGUGACGCUGACGCGAACGCCAAAAAUCCAGCCAACGACAAAAGAGAGACGACGGAAGAAGCGGAACGCAUCAGCGAUCAAACGGCGUCGGGUGAACAGCAGCAACAGCAGCAGCAGCAGCAACAGCAACCACCACCGCGAAACGAGCAGGACGCGAAAGAGCUGUCCCUCAUGUUCAAGCUCGGCAACGUGUCCCUCGCCAGUAACAGCCUGAAGCCAAAUUCCGCAGUGAGACAACUUUUUCCUAACCCGAAGUUUAUCUCACCACCGCCGGCGCCGGUCAACAAAGCGACCUCGGCAACUUGCGCGGAACAUUCCCAGGACGCCUGCGACGAGGCGCAAAAGUUUCUGAUUACCGCCGAGAGUUUAAGACUGUUCGACGCGGUGAAGAAGUCGGCGAUCCCCGGCGGCUCCUACGAGUCGCCGGAAUGCGAGUCCAGCUCGAUCAAGAGAUCGAUCGAGCGCAACACGCUGCGACGGAGUCUGAUCGGCAAGUACAACACGAUCUCGCGCAAGAAAAACUUGCGGCCGAAGAAUCUCUCGCUGGAGGAGCGGAUCCGACAGCUCACGUGCGUCGAUCAAGAGGACGAGAGCGUGGACACGACCGAUAGUUCCGAUAACGCCAACUCCGCGAGUGACGCCAAGUACAGCGGCGAUCUGCCGAUACGGACGUCGCCGUUGGGCGAGGAACGGCCUAUAAGCGAGUUGUUGUCGGCGAGCGCGGCCUCGACGGAAACCACUGCCACUCUAACGAUGGUGUCGACGAGAUCGGGCUCUUUGACAGCGACGACCACGGCGACGACCACGACAGCGAGCACGAUGGCGUCGUCCGCAACCACGCACGGCCACAGCGCGAUGGGCAUGCCGAUGCUGGUAACAGACAAUCCGCCGAAUCAGUCCACCUACAGGAAGAUCACGGAUCUGUUCGCACACAAGAAGAACGUCCAGCCGAAUCUGCCGGACCUCGGUAUCGGGCCUGGCGGCAGGAAUAUCCUCACCAAGGAGUGCCAGUCGAAGAACCCGUUGACAAAAGUGAAUUCGGACGUGCGUAGGCAGCUGUUGGCCAGCCUCGCGCCGCUCUCUUGCGUGGCCAUCAGCAAUGCUGAUCAGGACGAUUAUUACCGCAGCGAGUCCAGGAUAUUGGCGUCCGCGAACCGCGAGUCCAUCGGCUAUAACUCGGACUCGUCGUAUAGUCUGGAGGACAUAGAGGCUGUCUUAAACGGCGACGAAAGAAAGUACGCCGGUCAGCCGGACGUGACCAAGUGUACGCCGAUAGGCAAUCGACCCGACAUCGGUGACAACACCACCGACGAGCUGCUAGCGUUCGUGGAGCAGGACAAGUCGAGGAUGGAACGGAUCAAACGUCGCUACAACGACACGGAGGAGCGUUACUCCUUCAUCAACGGCUACCACUCGGAGGACAAGGCAGUGAACACGAUCAAUGAGAACUACGAGAGCAAGGGCGUCAAGAGCAACGACGGAGGCGGUAGAGACGCGCAGGCGGACGAGGAGGAGGACGACGAGGACGACGAGCUCAACGACUACGGCUUCAACCGGCGACCUUCGGUGACAGGUAUCAAGCAGCAGUACGAGACGGCGAAUGAGACCGUCGCUGCUCACCGACCGCGACCAUGCGCUGGAGCGCCCAACAAUUUCCACGAGGCGAGGUCCAGCUCGCAAUCGAUAUGGCCGAUGUACUGCGACAUAAACGGCGACAAGGUCGACGCCAAGUCCCUGUUGGCCGGCGACGGGGACGAAACGGUCCCCACCCCUGCGGACACAUACGCCACGAUGGGCAGUUUCGAGAGAGACACGAACACGAUCAAUCGGAUAAACACGAUGCAGCGGCAGAUCGACGACAUAUACCAGACUAUCGCGGAAAGCACGGCGGUCACGGCGAAUGUGCAGGGUAUCUCCGAGCAUGCGACUUAUCUGGACAGCGCAAUCCCGCGGCAGUUCGUCAGAACGCCAUCCAACGACGGCGGCCCGACGGCGCACCUAUACGCCGAGCACAGGAACGGCCAUCACUAUUACCAGGAGCAGCAGCAGCUGACCAGCACGCGGAUGCUGCGCAUCGCCGGUGGUGGCGACGACAUCGCCGGCGCGAUCUACACCAACACCUUGUCCAAGAUGCAACGUCGCAACCCGGCGGUGACGAUCGCCAAUUACCACUGCAACAUGCUGCCGAGCGGGGCGGUGCCGGUCAACACCAAGUGUUACCGCACCAUGUACUUCGUGCCGUACAGCGGCAUGUCCGAUCCUACGUAUCAGAACAUACAGCGUAUCCUACCGCCACACUCCUCACCCAACUACGCCAGCCACAUCGAGCGGUACCCGUAUCCUCGACUGGGCAAGACCAGCCAGCAACAGGCGCUCUAUUAUACCACGAAUCGUUCCGCCACGUCGCAUUCCAAUUUGAACACGUCCCCGCCCAUACCGUCUCCGCCGCCACCGCCUCCGCUCGCCACCGGCGGCGUGUCAAGUCCGAACUCAUUGCCGUUGCAGAGCAACCAACAAGCCUUACACCUGCACAUACAUCCCCACCAGCCCGAGGACUUUCGGCCGCCCAACAUGGCGUUCUCGCCGGUCCCGCAUUCGGGGGUUCCGCACCCAAUGCAAUUCCAUCACCAUCAGCACCAACACCAGCACCAACAUCAGCAUCAACAUCAGCAUCACCAUGAGAUGACGUCGUACCGCGUGCCAAUGGCGACGCAGCAGUCGCCUCCUUCCUACACGGUGAUCGCGCCCUCCAGGUGUGUACCGGCCAGCAAUCAGGAUGGCUAUCCGUUGUACCAGGCGCAUCUGGGGCGUAGCGGCGUGACUACCGCCGCAGCAGCCGCUGCAGCAGCAGCAGCAGCAGCAGCAGCCGCUGCCGCCGCCGCCACGGACGUACAGACGCAGACGAUCGCCGUCGCGGCCGCGGCGUCGUCGUUCUCAUCGUCCUCUUCGUCGUCAUCCUCUUCGUCAUCUUCAUCGUCAUCCUCGGCGUCGGCGUCGGCACUGUCGUCGUCUUCGUCUUCGUCCGCCACCGCCACUGCCACUUCUCUGAAGUGUACCGGGAUGUUAGCCAACAACAAGAGCUGCGAGCCGAACCUAGGAACAUCCUUUGGCAUGGCCGUCAACAGCGGUGCUCAGCCCGCGGCCGUCACCUCGCUCGCCUGCUCGACGUCGUCGUCGACGGUCAUAUCCUCGCCGACGGUAAUGCAGCUGCCACGUGCCAUCAACACCACGUGCGCGUUGACGGAACGCGGAGCACCUGAGGGAGCAGCCAGUUUGCCCUCCCGGGACUUCCAGCAGUCCGGGACGCCCAACUCGGCGCCGCACGUCCUGCUGAUGUCCAACUCUUACGUCGACCCCAACGCCAGUCUCAUAUCCACUCCGACCAACAGCACGCCGAAUACGGUGUACUACGCUAUGAACGUUUGAACACUGGCGCGGAGUUAGAGACGCUCUUCCUUGGGAAAGCUCUCGAAGAGAAGUCGGCACGACGUCUCCCUGCCUCCCUUGGACGUUUGUAUUCUGGGCGACAUUUCAUUCUUUCGCUGUCACCCCUCGAACAACCGAUAUGUAACUGGUGUUACAUGUAACGCAGGGAUGCGCGCUACCAUAGCGAUCUCGCUAUUUUUAUCGGCUCUUUGUGCAGGCGCGUGACGGAAAUUGUCCGACGUCGUCUGAAGCGGUGACGUUCAUCAGGCGAGAGCAAUUGAAGGGUUAAAUCGCACUCCUCUUUGGAUCUUCUCCCGACUCGGCCUUCGUUUUCUCACUCUAUUUCACCGCGUGUCCAUGUAUCUCUCUAUUUCAUAGUUUCUUUCGACGACGGCUGAUCUUGACACGGCGAGCAGAUGCUGUUUUAUUUAUAAUAGAGAGCCUAUUUCGUUUCAACGACAGAUUAGUGCGAUGUACGAGAGUUGUGUUUUUCGAACUGAUCGAUGGCACUUGAUUGGAAAUACGAUUAGUCAGGGAAACAUGUAAUCUCUACAUGGGAUCUAUAAAUGCCGAUUUCUGACGUGGAAACGUACGAUUGGACAAUUCUUUAUUAAUAUUUGUCGAAUGGAGAGAUUAGGGGUUAAAAAGUGUAUGUGUACGUGUUGCGCUAUAUUGCACUUGUAUUAACGAUACCCGAUAUUAUUUGCGUUACUUGGUACUGCGCGUGGAAGUCUGUGUGUGCGAAGCGCAUGAGAGAAAAAGACAGAGAGAGAGAGAGAGAGAGAGAGAGAGAGAGAGAGAGAGAGAGAGAGAGAGACUCGCCUCGUUUAUCGUGGCCCCAUACGUUUUCUCGCAGUAUAAUAAUGUUAUUUGGCGAAAUGAUCACUUUAUAUACUCGUUAUCAUCACGCAAUAUAUUGCAACGUUGUACAAACUUUCUACAGCACUGUAGAUACCAUUUCACCGUAGAUUUGCGGUUCUCCGUUUGUUCCUAUCUACAGCAUUGUGGAUAUUGCGACGAAGAACGAUAGUGCCGCGUAUUAGAGAUAAUAUCCAUUAUUUGUGAUCUGACCUAGGAAUGUUGUUGAUUGUUUUUACGUUAUGACGAUGAUUUAUGAGUCGCGGUCGUUCCGGUCAAGAUGUUAACGUUGAAUCGAAUUAAACGGGACGACCAAAUUAACAAAGAGAAACGAUGGAGGAGACUUUGGUCUCUCGAAGAUAUAGAAUUUCUUUAAAAAAAAAAGGAGACGCGGCAGCUAUAAAAAUAUAUAUGUAUAUUUCAUAGUAUUUCGAGGAAAGAAAGAGAAGAUACGUCUCCCUUCCCUCUGUGUUUCGUAGCAAAAUCGCUUCGAGUCCUCUUCCCGUAGAGAAAAAGAGAGAAAGAGACGCGGAAGAUGCUGUUUGUGAAUUUCACUUAUACGCUUCAUGCCAAAUUAAAACGUAUCAAUGCGUCUAGUCAGUAUAAAAUUAGUCUACGAUAAGAGAUAUACACGAAUGCCAAAAAAGAAAAAAAAUAUAAUUCACCCUUAGUUAAAGUUUUUAAGACCCUUGACUACUCGCCAUCUUGAUUUAUGAUGUCAGAAGCGAGGAAUGCGUGGUCAAAAUUUUUACAAAAUACAGCGAAAUAAAAAGAUAUGUCCAAAGUAUAACGCUUGCUAAUAGAUAAGUACUCAAAUGCUAUGAACAUUUUCCUUUUGCUAGCAAUCAAUAAAUAAUCGUGAAAUUAACGUGACAAAAAAUAAUGAGAAAAUACAAGUUGAAAAGGAAGGUUAUAGUUUGCGUUAAUUUUUAGAGCAAAAGAAAAGUAUUCCAAGUAGAGAUGUGCUUAAUCGAUCGCAAGUGUCGUUUCUUGGAUGUGUCUUCUCAUUUCGACGUAUUUUGCAGAAAUUUUUGGCGCACCUUUCCUCGUUCUUCUGACGUCAUCGAUCAAAAUGGCCGCGGCGAAUGGCCCGGGAAUCUUAGCACAUUGUUGAAGCACGGGCCGAAGACGGCGGCGACUUUUCGCGUAAAUCCGUCGCGGCCCAUCGACCGCCGCGCACUGGCGGUCCAAUUGAAACCAAAAUCACACACGUAGCGCAUCUAUUUGCAGUUUGUAGGCAGCGACGAUGUUUAAUGAUACGAAAUUUCUUAAAUGACAAGUAUUAUGUACGCACAGGGAGUAAGUACAAAGUACUCUGCGAUGUUAGAA